AUGUUUUAUAAGACAGACAUCAACUUGAAUAAUUCAGUCAAUCAGAGGCUUCCACACAUUACACUUCCCCCAAACGUUCCACCACCGCUUGAGUUUCUGCAUAAAUAUAACGGCUCGACAACCGAGAGUCAAUAUCACUACCUUCCGCAACCAUAUCAACAUACAAGCGAUUAUAACAGCAACAUAAGAACAACACCAUCUAGUAGAAUGAAUAACUUGGAGAACACCAUGAAUUAUCAGAAGAACAGCGGAAACACAGCUUCGGAUAGAAAGGAUGAUCAGAUUUCUGUUAAUUCGAUGACAAAUGCAAACUUUUAUCCUACAAACUCAACAGUGAAUGGCAUUGCCAAGUCGAAUAAUAUGAUCAGCACCCAAUAUGUGCCUUCUGGAAUUCAAGGGGUAGCACCACAGCCUCAGAUUCAAGCUGCAAUACAGAGCCAACAGCCAGCAUCUGUAAUGGCGGCAGAAUUACCUACUCAGAUGGCAGUUGUGUCGAAUAUUGUUCCUGGUAUGAAGAAUGAAGUGGCUGCAGACGGUAAAGUGAAAAAAAGAAAGAGAGGAAGACCUAGAAAGCACCCGAUAACACAAAAGGAAAUUGAGCUAAAAAAGCUCCGGAGUAGCGGGAUUAAGAGAAAGAGAGGCAGACCAAGACUUCCACCUCUCGAAACAAGGCAGAAGUCUAAGUACACCCGUCAUAAGAAGAAAAAUAAGACCGGAGGGUCUACUGAGAACGGCAAGAAAUGA
Brettanomyces bruxellensis is the source of this 744-nucleotide messenger RNA. RefSeq lists its product as uncharacterized. The record is from RefSeq and is a predicted model, not a curated record. Bases 1 to 744 code for a protein of 247 amino acids. The transcript has a single exon. NCBI's taxonomy places the organism in Eukaryota, Fungi, Ascomycota, Pichiomycetes, Pichiales, Pichiaceae.